Messenger RNA from Lasiosphaeria miniovina, 3906 nucleotides. RefSeq lists its product as uncharacterized. The record is from RefSeq and is a predicted model, not a curated record. Gene Ontology annotation, biological process: double-strand break repair. Lineage: Eukaryota; Fungi; Ascomycota; Sordariomycetes; Sordariales; Lasiosphaeriaceae. The transcript has a single exon. Bases 179 to 3502 code for a protein of 1107 amino acids. Gene Ontology annotation, cellular component: nucleus; site of double-strand break.
CCACCUUCCACUUCGGCCACGGCAAGCAUCCAUUGGCACUGGGCCAGUUGCCCCCUACUCAACCCGGCUGUUGCCUACAGCGUACCUUACCUUACUCUGUGCACCAGCCUACCAAGGUGCAUGUGUUGGGUUAUGCGGUGGCAACCUAGCAGUUCGUUUUGCGACGCGCGCAUCGAGGAUGCCGGCCAUCACGAUGUCUUUGGAAUCCAUGGCCGCCGGCGGAGUCGGGCAGGACGGCGGCAGCGCUGCGAGCAGCGCGCCUGUGCUUGAAUUCCAGUGCCUCUUUACCUACGACCUGCGGCGCAAGCAGAAGCGGUGGCAGGACGGCCGGAUUCGCUACCACACCUUCAACAAGCGCGUCAUGGCGUAUGACGACCGCGGCAAUUUUGUUGGCGACAUGCACUGGCGCGGCGACUAUGAUUUUGACGAGGGCGAAGAGGUCAAGCUGGAGCGCGGCGGCGUCAUUGUCCAGGUUGCCGAGUGUGUCGGCCGCCACGAUCAGGAUCUCUCUGAGCUUUUGGACAAGCGCGUCAAGGAGAAGGAACAGCGCUCCGCACAGGCAGCCGCUAGGCCCGCCCGCCCCGGCCCCGUCCACAAUGCUGGCUCUGUGCCCCGACUGCAACCCGCCCAAGAUCACUUCCAGACUCGGCAUCGCCCCUUGCAUCGGCUUCUCGGCACCCCUUCGAGACCCUACGGCCGCGCGACGGUGCCGACAGAGUCUCCUUUUGAGCAGCGCCAUAACCCGAACGAGACCCCCGCGGGCCAACCCGAUACGCGGCCGUCCAAGAAGAGGAGAUGUGAUGACAUUCCUCCGAGCAAGAUGGGAUAUGCUCAGAGCUUGUUCGGCGCGCCGCUGAUCCUCUCAGGGGCACCCAUGAGCUCCGCCUCCGGUCCUCCCGCCCGGCGCCCGGCGGCUCCUAUCGUUCGGCCAAGACCCGAGACGCCAUCAUCGCAGGAAGAGCUCUUCGUAAACCAGGAUCAAGAGCCUACGCCGGCCCCUCUACAAGUAUCCAACUACAUUGGCGCACUCCAGGACUCGGCAGAAGUGGCCCCAACUGCGGGUCACCUGCGAAUACACCCAAGACGCCCUAUAGACCCUCCACUAAUUAGUCGGCCGCCUCCCAAAGCCGCGACAGAAGUUCUGGAUCGUUCACCCCCAGAAACGCUAGUUGCAGCGAGAUGGACAGAGGGCAACGGGAAAGGGAAGGCUGACUCACAUACUGAUCACUCGAGCGGGUUGGACACCAAUCUCAGCACCAGCACCAAGAUAAUACGACCAUCCAGAAGCGACGAAACCACGCCGAAUCUGCCAAAGAAACACACUAUGGCUUCCUCCCGAGACCAACUAGCCCAAAACGGCCUCUCUGCUGAGAGGGUCCUUCCUAGAAAAACCAAGCUAGACGAGGUUAUCAUUCUCGACGAAGACACGGAUGACGGACCUACAGAUCAAGAGCCUGUUAUGCGGGGAGUCACGGGCUCAAAGCGCGGUGCCCCUGACGUCGAAAAUCAACGCCAAGCAAAACGCAAGAAGGUCUCUUCAGCGGCCCUCUCCCUGCCGCUUAUCGAGAAGCCCAUUGAAAUGGUGCCCGUCGAACAUGUAGGGGCAAGGAGUGGGGAGGAAUCAGCGCCAAAGGAACCCAGGACCGAGCUGCGGCUGAAGUCGCGACAGAAACGCGGCUUAUUGAUGGUUUCUGAACUGGCAAGCAAGCCUAAACGGGUCAAGGCACAAAAACAAGCAGCUAGGAAGAAGACCAACCGAAAGUCUCCUGAAGAAGCCCUGGAAGAAUCUUUGGAAGAUCCAGCUCAGGAUAUUGCCAUGGAUCGUGUGUCCGAGGACGACAUUGCACAGCAAAAGCCGUUCCCUGCUUCGGACGACUUUGAUGACCCAUUUACCUACACUCCUAUAGUUCCCAAAAUUUCGAGACAGCCAGACGUACCUCAGCCUAUACAGAAACCGCAGAGGACGCCCCAAGCAUCACCCGGUAUGGAUCCUAGCGAUGAUGGGCACUUCACAUUCAAUAUUAGUCCUCGGAGAUCGGAUCAACUUGGUGGGCCGACCACCGGUCAGACAAAACUUGCCAAGUCCGUCUAUGAUCUUUUAGCAACCUCCGACGAUGAAAUUACCAACCACUCUCCCUCGCCGCCAAGGAACAAGAAGCGACUGUUAUCAAGGAAUGACGCCAAGGCUGCGAAAUCGGCACAGGGCGAAGGCCCGAAAAAGGCACCCAAGAGUGCAAGGGCUGGGAAGGCUAAGAAUACCGGCCUCGACUUGAGUAGUUCCCCAGAACAGCAACCCUCCCCUCAGACAAGAAGGCAGGCUCGAAAUACGAGGAGACUGGAAGAGACAUCUCUCAAUGCUACGAAAAGAAACAGGCAAUGCUCGGAACCACAGGAGAGCACCGAUGAAGAGAUGCCUCAAGUCCCGGUUGGCCCACGAUUUGCCAGACUCGGGAGCAGAAGUGUUAAGAGCAAGGAAGUAAUAGGUUACGUGGUGGCCGUGCCACCAGUAACAUCCACCUAUAAUGCCCUGAACUCAAGACAAGGUUCACUGGUCGACUAUCGUCCUGCACCGGUCGAAGAUCAUCCUGAGCCGGCGAUAGACGAUGGAAAGGAGGUUACGAAUGACAAGGAUGACGCUACCUCCGGGGCAGUACACAAACCGAUACAGACACUCCAGAAAACGGCAAGGGAAAGGAGUAAGCCACCAUCUUUUCCAACGACUAUCAUAGGUGCCCCUUCUCUUCAACGGCACAAUUCUCUUCCGGAGAGCAGACAGAACCAAGAUGCGAGAGACGGGGAUAACACAGCGCCGUCUGUGGACAUACGCCUGAGCCGCUCUGGACUAGUACGUCACAGGUCAGCAGUUGCCACUACAAGAAGUAGCAGUGAUGAAAGUGUCUUUACGCCGGCAGUCAAUGCCGGCCCACCAGUUUCCGGCUUGCGGGACGUCGACCCGACAGAGGAGGCGGUCUCGACGAUGGCACCAAGUCCACGCCCUGGGGAUCGCCAGAAUAUGGAUUCCGCGGGAGAGGGUGACUCGCAGUCACGGUUACACAAACCCUCCAAUUAUCCCGAAUCCCGACAGCAACCAAUGAAUCGGGAGCGCGAAGUUGGAGAAACCUCAGCCGCAGCAGAUAGGCCCAUCAGCGUGCCCCCGGGUAUUCCGGCUGCUACAACAGCUGCAACCACCACAACUGCUGCCCCCAUUCCACGCCUGAAUAGGAUAACUAAUCCCGCCACUCGAGGCCGCAAAGCCGCGCUCAAAUCUCAUAAGGCUGGUCAGACACCCCAAUCAUUCCUGCCACCCGAGGUUACUGUACCGGCUGGGCGCGUGGUGAUUGUGCGGGUGUCUGAGACAGUGCGGCCUGAGACUGUUCCCGCCGUCAGCGAGCGCCCAAAGAAGAAGAUGACGUUCCCCGGGUUUGCCUCCGCAGCAACAAAGGGCGGUGGCCCAUGGAGCAGGGAGGCGCACGACCUUCUCAACAUGGAGCGGCCCUGCUAAUGUUACAGCCUCAGCUUGGCAAGCGAACUCGACAACCCGAUCGAGGGAGGGGGGGUCCGAAGGGCUAUGCACGUAUACCUUUAAAUUAAUGAGGAUUUUAUAGGGCGUUCACGAGGCGUCUCAAUUGGGAUAUAAGAGUCGAUACACGAAAAAUGGGCCACAGGGAGCACUGCCAGGGUGGGUACUCGGUUAGCCAUUAAGCUGGGUCUAUCGUGGCAUUCAUUGCUUUUGCAUGUCCCAAGGAGGAUAUGCAUGCUACCUAGAGUAUAUUGCUAUUGCUUGCCUAUCUUAGAGGCCUUACCUAGUAGUUUGUCUUUUACGCUAUCUAGCUACCUAGGAGACGUAGCUUGCUGGACAAAGUAGAGAAGACAAAGCGUGUCAGAGAAUAUAUUAUUUACCAUGUG